Molecule: messenger RNA, 765 nt
Organism: Arachis duranensis
Lineage: Eukaryota; Viridiplantae; Streptophyta; Magnoliopsida; Fabales; Fabaceae
Exons: 1
Coding region: 1-765 (254 amino acids)
Source: RefSeq, a predicted model, not a curated record
AUGGCCGAGUUUUGUGAGAAGUCUAAAGGUCAGAUCGACAACAAGGAACUCCGACAAGCUCGGAAGACAGAAAAACCACAUUACAUAGACGACGACAAAACACGAGACAACAAGAAGAACUUCAAACCAACUCCGCGAUAUGAAUCAUACACUCAAUUCAAUACCAAGCGUGACGACAUCAUCAAGGAGAUCUUGAAUUCAAAGUUGAUCAAACCGCCAAGAAAAGCUAGCAGCUACUCAGAUUUAAAAGGCGCAGACAGAUCAAAAUACUACUCUUUUCACCAAAAACACGGACACACUACCGACAAGUGUGUCAUCGCCAAAGACCUUCUGGAGCGAUUAGCUCGGCAAGGUCACCUGGACAAGUAUAUCGGCGGCCACAUACAGCGACGAGCACCCCCCUCUAGUGACCAAAGCUCGGCGACACAGCAUGACCGAGAUAAAGACCGACCGAAUAACAACCAUCCCGACCAACCAAGACGUGUCAUUAACUGUAUUUUCGGAGGUUUUGUAGGUGGAGGAGCCACAAGCUCGGCAAGAAAGCGAUCUUACCAAGCUAUGCUUUCCAUCAAAGCCGAUCAAACUCAACAGCAGAUACUACCACACUUUUCACAUAUAACAUUCCAGACAGACGAUCAUAACAACAAUGUAGCUAAUCUAGACGACCCAGUCGUGAUUUUCCUGCAGCUCGGAGAUCUACUAGUCAAAAAGGUUUUACUGGACCCUGGGUGCAGUGCCAAUGUCCUCUUCUACUCCACAUUCUAG